GCUUACAUUGUCCAUUCACCACGGAAACAAUGAAUCAGUAAGGCGAACAAACGCGUUUGCUCUCACAACUGUGAAUGAUAGCUAAGAACAAUGGUGUUCUUGAAAUCCUCUGGUGAUAUUUUGCCGCAAAAUUCGUCCGGAAUUUGCAAUUAUAAGUUAUUUGGUGCUAUCUUGGAGAUAAUUGACGCGACAAAUGGAGUUGCGUUGAAUCGACGGAGAAGAAAACUACUUCUUACACUUUAGGUUAUGCUUCUUCUUUCUGGAUACUAUAAUAUCUUUGACCGUAAUACUUACAAUGUUAUGAAGAAAAUCUACUCGGCAAGUCACAAUAUUGAAUUAUUUCUUGAAAUUUUAAAUUUGAAAUCUCGUUCUUGCACUAGGUUAUCAAAUUGAGAUAUCCUAGGUGCUGUUUCUUUCUAUUUGUAUGCAUGCCAUAUAUAUAUUCAACAUUAUGUUCACAAAAUCAAGAAAACCCCAAAUUCUGAAGAAAAUCUACUCGGCAAGUCACAAUAUCGAUCCUCGUUUUUUUUAGAUGACUAGAUAGAGCCCUAUGACCCAACUGAUAACCCUUUCUGGAUAUCUGAAAAAGUACUUGGAGCUCACGUUAUUUGAUUAGUGUGACUGUAUUGUAGUUGUUAUCUAUUUCUCAUGAUCUUGAUAUUUUUUUGGGAUAAUGCACAAGUACCCCUCCACCUAUGCCUGAAAUCCCGAAAUCCCGGAGACACAUUUAUACUAUACUAAGGUCCUAUUACCUCCCUGAAUUUAUUUUAUUAAUAAUUUUCUACUCUUCUUCGGCUUACGUAGCACUAUCUCAUGGGGUCAACGCUGAUUGACUUUUUUUUCAACCUAGUGUCACGUAAGCCGAAAAACGGUAAGAAAUUACUUAUAAAAUAAGUUCAGGGGAUAAUAGGACCUUAGUAUAGUAUAAGUGUGUCUCUGGGACAUAGGUUGAGUGGUACUUGUGCAUUUUCCCUAUUUUUUUGCUUAUUAACAUUAUUAUGGCAUAACACAUGUGUUUGCUGAUCCUACUGGGCACUAGCUACUUAACAAAGGAAAAUGACGUUAUCACAUUGGAGGAUUGCACAUUCCUUUGGCUCUCCUUGCGGAAGAUGCUCAAUAACAACUUGGGCAGGUCCUAAUUGAAGAUUGCUAUUUUAUUUCUUUGAUAAUAUAUUUAAAGUUUGUAUGAUUGUCAUUCUGAUUUUGAGAUCACUGAUCACUUUAUUACAUUAGAGAGUUGCACAAUCCUUCAAUUAGUCCUUCUGAAGAUGCUUAAGAAUAAAUUGGUACGUCCAAAUCUAAGCUUGAUGUGCUUUACCUUGCUAUCGUUGUUUCUUCAAGUUCGUAUGAUUGUCAUUAUGAUUUUUUUGGACAAUCUUUAGACAUCAAGAUAUUUCACUAAACAUGUUUAUGAAGCUUGUUGCAGUAGAUUAGUUAAAGUGAUUUAGUGUACAUAUUUUGCACCAACAUUAGUUGGCAGUGAUGUUGAGGCAAAGCAACAAUAUUAGCAUAUAUAUUCUUAUACCUUUGUUUAGUUCUUGACUUCUUUCAUAAUUUUGAUUUGAAUGGUUUGAUUGCUUAUUGGCCACAAAGGAUAGAGCUAGAUCUAUCAUCCAGGACCCCACUUGUGGUAUUUCACCGGACAUGUUGUUGUUGUAAUUUUCUGGGAGUAGAAUUCUGUUUCCAUAAUUUUGAGGAAGUGCAUAUAACUUCCAUGUGAAAUUUGUAGUCUGUGAACUAUUAUCACUCAGAUUUUGGGAUUGUUGUCAGGUAAUGAUGAAGAAGAACCGUGGAUUGACCAUAUUUACAAGAAUUUUAUAUGGACUAUGAUCGAUCAACUUGGGUGUUUGGCGCCAAUUUAUUCUGCAAACAACAAAGUAAAUUUAGUCUUUUUAAUUAUAAAUAAUAAUAUUUACCACUCAUGUUAGAAAUCCUUAGCUUAACCAUGUCAUAGAUUCGUCCCAUGAUUAUAGCUGUCGUAGCACUAUUUUGUACAGUUCAAUGCUUUAUCAUACUGUCUAUAGCAGUUUGCCAUUGCUUCUUCAUUUUCAGUAUUUCCUUUUUUUAUAUGCUUUAGACUGUUUUUUCUUGAGUUGAGGGUCUAAUGGAAACAACCUCUCUACCCCCAAGGUAGGUAGGGGGUAAGGUUUGCGUACGCCCAUCUCUACCCUUCCAGAACCCACUUUGUUUACAUUGGAUAUGUUGUUGUUGUUGAAAUGUACAAUUAUAUCUGUAAGGUACUCCCGAAGUCAAACAUCUAGAGCACGACAAAUAAACAUUUAUUGUUCAGACAUUUUCGUCAAGAAAUCCAGUCAAUGGUAAAAUCAAAGGUCGUUUCUUUAUUAAUGAUGAACACAUUUUAGAACUAGUCCUAAUAAAUAUGGAAGUAGCGACAACUUCAAAAUUAAUGCCUAGUAACUCUCUUGGGGGUGGGGGCAAGAAAGAAAAGGGAGUUACAACAUGGUGCUCCUGCUAUUUAAAGGCCCUUCUCCCCUGAUAUGAUCCAAUAUAGAGAAGACAUGCAUUUCGAUAGUUCGUUAAUGGAACUCCCAGAAUCCUCAUCAGCACUACCUUCAGAAUUACAAAGACCGAUUUGUAUGCAUAGCUCUAUGCCAAGUAACAACAAAAUUCAGCAGGAUGAAGAUGAAAGGGAUCCAAAGUUUAUGCAAUUGCUAAAAGAAAAUCUCUCCUGUUUCUGGAAUCAACAAAAGGAAGAAAUUCUACGUGCAGAUCCAAAGAGAAAACCUGAGAUGCCCAUUUCAAGGAUCAGACGGGCUAUGAAGUCAAAUGAUCAAGUAAAGAUGGUUAGCGCAACUUCUACGGUUCUGUUAUCGAAGGCAAUUGAGAUGCUUAUUAUGGACCUCACCUUACGUGCGUGGAUGCAAGCUGAUAAAGGCAAAUGUCGAACUCUGAAGCGUUAUGACUUUGCUAGGGCGAUAAGGGAUGAAGAGCUUUUCGAUUUCCUCUCUGACAUCGUUCCACUCCAGACCUAUAAGGUGCAAAAGGACGCAAAUGAUGGCCAAGGAAAUGAACCUCACCCAGCUUAUCAAGUGCUUGAACCUAGUAACAUUCCACUGAAGUACCAAUUUCAGGUAGAAGAGGAUGCGAAUGGUAGCCAAGGAAAUGAGUUUCACCCGGCUGGCCAAAUGGUUCAGCAUCAGAAAAUUCUAGUGGAAGAGGCAAAUGAUGUCCAAGGAAAUAAAUUUGACUUGGCUAAUCGUAUGGUUCAGCCUCAUAACGUUCCAUGCAACUUUCAGGUGCAGGUCCAGGCAAAUGAUGGUGAAGGAUAUGAAGUUCACCCAGCUUAUCAAAUGGUUGAACCUAAUAAGACUUCACUACCAUGCCAAUUUCAGGUACUUAAGGUGGCAAAUGAUGGCCAAGGAAAUGAAUCUAACCCUGCUUAUCAAUUGGUUCAACCUAAUGACAUUGCUUACCAAUUUCAGGUGGAAGAGGACUUGAAUGGUAGCCAAGGAAAUGAAUUUCACCCGGUUUGUCAAAUGGUUCAGCCUAAUAACAUUCCAGCUUCUUUUAUCAGUCACCGAGGAAUUCCAGUGCCUCUGGUUGAUUUAUUUCCUGAAUUUGAGUUCAAUAGUCAUGAUCUUUUAAUGGAAGAGGCAAAUGAUGUGCAAGGAAAUAAAUUUCACCUUGCUAAUCAAAUGGUUCAGCUUCAGAACAUUCCAGUGCAAGGAGAAGAAAAUGAUGGCCAAGGCAAUGAAUUUGAGCCAGCUUCCAAUGUUCAGCCUGAUAACAUUCCGCUGCAGUUGCUGUACCAAUUUCAUGUGCGAGGGGAAGAAAAUGAUGCCCAAGGCAAUGAAUUUAACCAAGCUUUUAAUGUUCAGCCUAAUAACAUUCCGCUACAGCAGCUGUACCAAUUUCAGGUGCGAGGGGGAGAAAAUGAUUACCAAGGCAAUGAAUUUGAGCCACCUUCUAAUGUUCAGCCUAUUUACAUUCCGCUGCAGCAGUUGUACCAAUUUCAGGUGCGAGGGGAAGAAAAUGAUGGCCAAGGCAAUGAAUUUGACCCAGCUUCUAAUGUUUUGCCUAAUAACAAUCCGCAGCUGUAUCAAUUUCAGGUGCGAGGGGAAGAAAAUGAUGGCCAAGACAAUGAAUUUGAGCCAGCUUCUAAUGUUCAGCCUAAUAACAUUCCGCUGUACCAAUUUCAGGUGCGAGGGGAAGAAAAUGAUGGCCAAGGCAAUGAAUUUAACCAAACUUCUAAUGUUUUUAACAUUCCGCUGCAGUUGCUGUACCAAUUUCAGGUGCGAGGGGAAGAAAAUGGUGGCCAAGGCAAUGAGUUUAACCAAGCUUUUAAUGUACAGCCUGAUAACAUUCCGCUGCAGCAACUGUACCAAUUUCAGGUGCGAGGGGGAGAAAAUGAUUACCAAGGCAAUGAAUUUGAGCCACCUUCUAAUGUUCAGCCUAUUAACAUUCCGCUGCAGCAGUUGUACCAAUUUCAGGUGCGAGGGGAAGAAAAUGUUGGCCAAGGCAAUGAAUUUGACCCAGCUUCUAAUGUUCAGCCUAAUAACAUUCUGCUGCAGCAGCUGUACCAAUUUCAGGUGCGAGGGGAAGAAAAUGAUGGCCAAGGCAAUGAAUUUAACCAAGCUUCUAAUGUUUUUGACAUUCCGCUGCAGUUGCUGUACCAAUUUCAGGUGCGAGGGGAAGAAAAUGAUGGCCAAGGCAAUGAAUUUAACCAAGCUUUUAAUGUUCAGCCUGAUAACAUUCCGCUGCAGCAGCUAUACCAGUUUCAGGUGCGAGGGGGAGAAAAUGAUUACCAAGGCAAUGAAUUUGAGCCACCUUCUAAUGUUCAGCCUAUUAACAUUCCGCUGCAGCAGCUGUACCAAUUUCAGGUGCGAGGGGGAGAAAAAGAUUACCAAGGCAAUGAAUUUGAGCCACCUUCUAAUGUUCAGCCUAUUAACAUUCCGGUGCAGGCGGAGGCAAAUGAUGGCCAAGGAAAUGAAUUUCACCCAACUUAUCAAAUGGGUCAACCUAAUAACAUCCCAGCUUCUUUCAUCAUUCCAGAGCCUCUCAUGCUACCACCUCUGAUCAAUUCAUCCCCUGAACCUGAGUUUGACAUAGGUGAAUUUUUAAUGGACAUUGAGGAGGGACUUUAAAGUGGGAGUUAAACUCAGUUACUAGGUGUUUAGACCAAAAAAAAGUGUUAUGUUUUAGGACUUUCUGCUGAAAGAAUGCAGUGUCUGUGUUAAGUGGUGUAAGCAAAAUGCUUCUAGCUACAUUGACCCUGUUUUCCUUUUUCUUUUUUAAAAAUAAAUAAGCUAAUUUGGGUGAUAAUACAUUUUUAUUGUAGUAAACAAAUUAUUAUCUAAUUUCUAGAUGCUCUAUCUCAUUA
Molecule: messenger RNA, 5341 nt
Organism: Solanum lycopersicum (tomato)
Lineage: Eukaryota; Viridiplantae; Streptophyta; Magnoliopsida; Solanales; Solanaceae
Biological process (GO): regulation of transcription by RNA polymerase II
Cellular component (GO): nucleus
Molecular function (GO): protein heterodimerization activity; RNA polymerase II cis-regulatory region sequence-specific DNA binding; DNA-binding transcription factor activity, RNA polymerase II-specific
Source: RefSeq, a predicted model, not a curated record